Molecule: messenger RNA, 1284 nt
Organism: Penicillium coprophilum
Lineage: Eukaryota; Fungi; Ascomycota; Eurotiomycetes; Eurotiales; Aspergillaceae
Product: NAD(P)/FAD-dependent oxidoreductase
Exons: 2
Coding region: 1-1284 (427 amino acids)
Cellular component (GO): cytoplasm
Molecular function (GO): oxidoreductase activity
Source: RefSeq, a predicted model, not a curated record
AUGGCUUCAAAUAUUCAGACAAGCAGAAGCCUACCAAAUGCCACCCCUUGUUUGAGUUAUUGGCAGCGAACAACUCGGGCAUGUCCGACUUUGGAUACAAACAGCGAUACGACCGUUCCAGCAAUCUCGAAAUAUGUCGUGGUGGGAUCGGGUAUCUCGGGCGGGUUGACGGCCUUUAAACUGAUUGAAGGAGGGGCCAAACCUGAAGACAUCGUGAUCCUCGAAGCACGGGAGGCAGCAAGUGGCGCAAGCUCACGAAAUGCUGGACAUGUGCGACCAGACGCCUUUAGGGGUUUCAGUGCAUAUGCUAAAGUACACGGAGAGCAACAAGCAUUAAAGAUUAUCCAGGAUGAGCGACUGGUCCUAGAAAGAGUCGAUGCAUUUGUCAAAGAACACAAUGUGGAAUGCGACUUUAACUUGACAACAACAUUUGAUGUUUGCAUGACCCCUGAAUUCGCGGCGUACGAGGCAGACAGCCUGGACGCGUUUAAGAAAGCAGGCGGCGAUACUUCACACAUCACAUUCUAUGAAGGAGACCAGGCCAAGCAAAAGACUAGAGUUCCAGGGGCUGUAGCAGCAUACGAGUGGCCAGCAGGAUCGAGCCAUCCGGCAAAGCUUGCACAAUUCCUUCUCCAGGCAGUGAUAUCCAAGGGUGCAAAACUCUACACGUUUUGUCCUGCCACUCAAAUUGAACGGAGCGAUGCCUCAGAAAACUGGAAGGUGCACACGCCCCGGGGAAUCGUCGAAGCAGAGAAAAUUAUUCACUGCACGAAUGCGCAUGCUGCCUUGCUACUUCCACAAUUGGAGGCUUUUAUUCGGCCAAACCGUGCACAGGCUCAUUCUCUCGUACCGGUCCCUGCCUUCUCAGGGCAAAAGGCUCUGCAAAACACUUUCUCGCUUCGCUUUAGUCUCCUCCACUUCUACUCCUUGAUCCAACGGAAGGGUGAUGGUACAUUGGUGUUGGGGGUCUCGCGAUCAAACCCCACGAUGAGUCCUGAGACCAGUGCUGGUCGCUUCAGUACGGAUGAUUCUCGGUACAAUGAAGAGAUUGCCCAAGAUGCUCUACGGACUUUUGGUAAAAUGUUCCCAGCGUAUUCAUCCAAACCUGCCAUGCACGGUGAGGGUCUGGAUCAUGCUUGGACUGGAAUAAUUGCCAUGACUACAGACUCUGUUCCGUUCAUCGGGGCGAUUGAUUCCCUGCCUGGGCAGUAUGUUUGUGCUGGAUUUAAUGGCCAUGGUGGGUUUUUGUUUUAUUCGAGUGGAUUCUCAGGCAAGAUAUACUGA